AACUGAUUGCAGAUUUUGGGCAGACCUGGAGUGAGGAGGCCAUCGGGGAGCAAGUCCAGGAGCUGCUGCUCUACGAACUGGGUUUCCUGGUCUGCAUGGCCAUCGGGCUCCUCUUCAUCAUCCUCGUGCCCCUGGUGGGAUGCUGCUUCUGCUGCUGCCGCUGCUGUGGGAACUGUGGGGGCCGCAUGUACCAGAAGCAGGGCCAGCAGAUGGGCUGCCGGCGCUGGGCACUCUGGGCCUCCGUCCUGCUGGUCUCUGCUCUCCUCCUGGCCGGUGACACCUGUGCCUUCAUCAGCAACACCCGCUUCUCCCAGGCUGUGCAUGGCACCUUCCCCAAUGUCAACAACACCCUGGACAAUGUCCGCACCUACGUGGUGUCCAUCCCCCAGCAAAUCAGUUUUAUCAUCGACAGCAGCAACAUCCCGCUGGGCCAGGCCAACCGCAGCCUCCAGGACAUUGGGCCCAACCUGGGUAGCAUGAUCAUCUCUGGCAUCAGGAGUGGUACAGAUGGGGCUCUGGGAUCCCUCCAGAGCCUCUUGCAAGGGAUGGAGUUGCUGGUGACCGCCUUCGGCAGCAUCACCCUGCAGCGCUGCGGCCGCCCCUGCGGCCGUGUGUCCCUGGACAGCCUCGCCUUCAGCACCAACUUCAGCACGAUCCCUGGUGUGGAGCGGCAGCUGGAGGCACUGGGUGACGUGUCUGGCUCCAACAUAACUGCUGAUUUAGAGAAGGUUAACAGCAUGCUGGACACGAUCCCUGCCAAGGUGCAAGAGCAGUCCCAGGACGUGGUGACAAAGACCCAGGACCAGCUGGGCCUUAUCAGGCAGGAGAUCAGGAACUUGCAGGAGCAGUUACUGCUCCUAGAUGUGGAGGAGAAUGUUGGGGCCUUUGUGGGCAACACCACGUCGGUGCUGGAGGAAUACAGGGAGCCAGUUGUCGCCUUGGAUGGGCUUAGGUGGAUCGUGUGUACCCUCCUGUGCUGCGUGGUGCUGCUGGUGGUCCUCUGCAACCUCCUCGGGCUGCUGCUGGGGCCCCUGGGGCUGAAGGAAGGCGUGCUGCCCACGCAGCGCAGCAGCCUCUCCAAUGCCGGCGGGAACUUCUUCAUGGCAGGGGUCGGCUUCAGCUUCAUCUUCUCCUGGCUGCUGAUGCUGCUGGUGCUAAUCACCUUCGUGCUGGGGGGGAACACCUACAUGCUCGUCUGCGAGUCGUGGCGCAGCCAGCAGCUCUUUCAGCUCCUGGACACCCCUGGCAUGAUCCCUGGCUUUAACCUGUCGGAGCUGCUGGGCCAGGAGGGUGGCACAGUAAACUUCUCUGAGAUAUACAGGCAAUGCCAGCGAGAUGCUGCCAUCUGGAAAACACUGCACUUGGACCAGAGCAUCUCCCUGGAUGAGGUCUUGAAUAUCAGCCAGUACACAGGAGAGAUCUCUACAGCCUUCGAGAAGAUGAACAUCACCCUGAGCCCCAUCUCCCUGCUCAGCCAGAGCCAGAGAGACUUGCUGCUGAACGCCAGCCAGGCUGGGCAGCCCCCCGACUUCACCCCCAUGCUGGAGCAGCUGGAUCAGAAUGUGACCCAGGGAAGCCUCCUGGGUUUGGCCGCAGAGCUGGAGCAGCUGGCAGACAAAGUG
Leptosomus discolor (cuckoo roller) is the source of this 1622-nucleotide messenger RNA. NCBI's taxonomy places the organism in Eukaryota, Metazoa, Chordata, Aves, Leptosomiformes, Leptosomidae. The record is from RefSeq and is a predicted model, not a curated record.